Messenger RNA from Penicillium atrosanguineum, 357 nucleotides. Its product is annotated as CWF11 family. The record is from RefSeq and is a predicted model, not a curated record. The transcript has 2 exons. NCBI's taxonomy places the organism in Eukaryota, Fungi, Ascomycota, Eurotiomycetes, Eurotiales, Aspergillaceae. Bases 1 to 357 code for a protein of 118 amino acids.
AUGUCUAAAGGCUUCUUCCCUUUCGAAAUGUUCAAGCAACAGCGCCAGGAGUCCUUCGACUCUUCGAAGUCGGCCAAGUCCCUCUCCAAGCCUUCCUCGGCUGCCCCCUCAAGAUCCCACUCCAUCCAGAGUGAGCCUGUCGACAUUGCAGCCACACCUGUGGCUGCAGCCCCCGUCCGCCCCAAGGUUUCCCGCAACUGGAGCUUCGGCCGUGUCCUCGACGAAGAGGAGAAGAAGCGCCGCCGCGACAGCCAGGACGAGCAGGAUCGUCUUGCCUUCGCCGCUACUCGCAAGUACUCCAGCUGCCAGCGCCGUAGCCAGGGAGCUGGCGUUAACUUCCAGAGUGGCUGGCAAUAA